CCAGCGGCGGACCGGGUUGCUCUGCGACCUCACGCUGACGUCACACGGCGCACGCUACCCCACGCACCGCUCCGUCAUGGCCGCGGUCAGCCUGUACUUCCGGCGUCUGUUCGGGGCGGAGGAGGGCGAGGAUGGAGACGAGGGCGUGGGCGACAGCUGCAGCGUCUGUCAGCUGGACUGUGUGUCUCCUGACGCUCUGGCCGCGCUGCUGGAGUUCGCCUACACCGCCACGCUGACCAUCCGCAGCUCGGGCAUGCGCGAGGUCCUGAAGGGCGCGCAGCUGCUGGGGAUCCAGUGCGUGGCCGACGCAUGCCGAGACAUCCUGGGCGAGACGGAGAUGGGCGAGGAUCCGGCGGAGGAGGCUGAGAGGCCGGCGUCCCGACGCAAGCAGGACCGCUGCUCCGUGGCCCGAGCCGUGUCUCCCGUGAGGCCGGUGUGGAGGAGUCCCACGGCGCCGGAUACGCCCGAAUGUGGGCUGCUUCCCGCACAAGGACCCCCGGGGCUGCUGGUGAACGGAGGCUCGCACUGGCCGCAGGAGUUCACGCACAGACCCGAAGACACGCCCUCGGAGGAGGAGGAGUCUGGAGCGCAGGGGCGGGCCACGCCCCAACUCGGCCAAUCACAGGGCGACGGAGCAGGGGGCGGAGCAACGGCCGGAAGUGGCAGAAAGAGGAAGUCUCAGACGCCUCAGCAGUGUCCCGUCUGUCAGAAGAUCAUCCACGGGGCGGGAAAGCUGCCGCGGCACAUGAGGACACACACGGGAGAGAAACCGUUCCAGUGCUCGGCCUGCGGCGUCCGCUUCACACGGAACGACAAGCUGAAGAUCCACAUGCGGAAGCACACGGGCGAGCGGCCGUAUCCGUGUCCCAGCUGCCCCGCGCGGUUCCUGCACUCCUACGACCUGAAGAACCAUCUCUCGCUGCACAGCGGGGACCGGCCCUUCGAGUGUCCGCUGUGCCACAAGGCUUUCGCCCGCGAGGACCAUCUGCAGCGCCACAGGAAGGGCCACAGCUGCCUGGAGCUCCGCAUGCGCCGCCCGCGCCGCCCCACCGGCCCCCAACACACCGGGUCCUUCGUCCAGAUCCUGGAGGGCCACGGCAUCCCUGUCCCCCUGCUGCCGGGGGCCCGCAUGCCCUAUCCGGAGCUGCUGUGGCGGGCGGUUGCCGCGCCGGCGGGAAAAGCCCUGGAGAAAGCCGAAGGAGGCGCGUCUCCGCAUGGAAGCGCAUCGGUCGCGCAUCGAACCUGGGAGGAGGAAGAGGAGGAGGAGGACGCUGCUGGGGAGGAGGAAGAGUGACCACGCCUACCUGUGUGUGUCGUCCUUCUCGGAGCGACUCCUGGAUGGGAAAGGCCUCAGGUAGAUGACCUCUGGUCAGAUCGCUCAGGUGCUGUAGAGAACUGAGACUCAGACGUCCUCUGCUUGCAAGUUUUGCACAUGAAUUUCUGAGUUAAAUUGCAAUCCAGCACGGAACAGACCGAAUGAAACGAGGAGGAGUCUUGCCUUUUUUUUUGAAGCAAAUGCAUAUCUGAGAUAUUU
Sinocyclocheilus rhinocerous is the source of this 1534-nucleotide messenger RNA. Its product is annotated as zinc finger and BTB domain-containing protein 7B-like. The record is from RefSeq and is a predicted model, not a curated record. The coding region runs from base 77 to 1294 and encodes 405 amino acids. Gene Ontology annotation, molecular function: protein binding; DNA-binding transcription factor activity, RNA polymerase II-specific; RNA polymerase II cis-regulatory region sequence-specific DNA binding. NCBI's taxonomy places the organism in Eukaryota, Metazoa, Chordata, Actinopteri, Cypriniformes, Cyprinidae. The transcript has 4 exons. Gene Ontology annotation, biological process: regulation of transcription by RNA polymerase II; positive regulation of gene expression.